AUGCCUCCAAAAAAAGCUAAAGGAAAGAAGAAGAAAGAGGAAGAACCUGAUGAUGAGUAUAAGAGCAUGACAGGGGCUGACUUAACUCAGACAUUAGAGAAACUGAAAGAGAGAGUUAAUGAAAUGAGAACAAACAGAAACUAUAUAUAAAUGGAUAGAGAUAUGGUUGAAAAUUUCUAUCAUAACACGUUAAAAGAGAUUUCUGAAGUGAAAACAAAAAUAUCAAACAAAGAAACAGAAGCUGAAGAAAAAGAAAGUAAACAUAGAAUAGAUGUCAAAGUAUUUCUAUAAAAGGUUAAACAUUUAGAGUACGAGUAAGAAAAGAGCAAUUUAAAUAUUGAAGAUGAUGGUAAAAAAGCAAAAGAGAAGGAAGAUGCUUACUUCGAAGAUAUUACCAAGAAUAUGAAAUAGCUAAAAACUUAGUUGAAAUCAGAAUACUUGGAAAAAGAAAAAGCAAAUAUAUAAUAAGUGUAAGAAGAAAAGAAGGAUCACUAGUCACUCCUUAAAAUUCAAUAGAAGAAAUUUGAUGAGCUUAUCAAUAAUUUGAUUAUCAAGUAUGAAGAACGUCUAGCAAAGCUAAAAGAAGACUUAGAAUUAAAACUAAAAGUCGAAAUUCACGAGCUUGAAGAAAGAAAAAAUCUUCAUAUCAACGAAUUAAUGAAUAACCACGAGAAGGCUUUCGCUGAACUAAAGAAAUAUUAUAAUGACAUCACUGCUGAAAAUCUUAAUUUGAUUAAAGCACACAAGGAAAAAAUUGCUUAAAUUUAUGCUAAUAUUUAACUCAACACCAAAAACGUUGCAGAUAAUUAAGCCAAAAAUGAACAACUCAAAGAGCCCUUGGCCAAACAUCGUGAAAUUCGUAAUAAACUCAAAGAAGAUUUAAAAUAGUUUGCUAAACAUAAAAUGUCGCUCCAAAAUUUGAAAUCUAAGGCUAUCACACUUAAAGAUAAAAUUACAAAAUUAGAAAGAGAUGGAAAGGAUUUGGACGAAAAAUACGAAAAAGUAGUCAGAGAGAAGCAAGAAUUAGAAAAAAAAUUCGAAGAUAUAACAUAAGAAGUUAAAAAGAAUGCAGACCUCAAUAAUAACGUUUUAAGCAACCGUUUAUAAAUUUUAUUAAAAGAAUAUAAUAAUAAGGAGGAAGAACUCCGUACCAUUAUCGAUAACGCUGGAUUAGACCAUAAUUUACACGAAUAGCUCAAGCAAAGAGUCCAACAAUCAAUAGAAGCUAAAAAUACUUUAAUUAAGAAUUUAAAAUAUUCCAUUCACCAUGCCACUAAAGCAUAUAACGAUGCCAUCAGAGUUUACGAAGCAAAAUUAGUAGAAUUCGGUAUUCCAAUAGAAGAAUUGGGUUUCUAACCUUUAGAAACAAUAACUUCUUCAAUGCCUGCUGGUUUAGUCUCUUCUUGA
Molecule: messenger RNA, 1407 nt
Organism: Tetrahymena thermophila SB210
Lineage: Eukaryota; Ciliophora; Oligohymenophorea; Hymenostomatida; Tetrahymenidae
Product: growth-arrest-specific microtubule-binding protein
Exons: 7
Biological process (GO): cell motility
Cellular component (GO): microtubule; Golgi apparatus; motile cilium
Molecular function (GO): small GTPase binding; microtubule binding
Source: RefSeq, a predicted model, not a curated record